Maudiozyma barnettii is the source of this 4284-nucleotide messenger RNA. Its product is annotated as putative helicase. Gene Ontology annotation, molecular function: RNA binding; ATP binding; protein binding. Lineage: Eukaryota; Fungi; Ascomycota; Saccharomycetes; Saccharomycetales; Saccharomycetaceae. Gene Ontology annotation, cellular component: intracellular anatomical structure. The record is from RefSeq and is a predicted model, not a curated record. The transcript has a single exon. The coding region runs from base 1 to 4284 and encodes 1427 amino acids.
AUGGCAAAGAAGAAUAAGAAAAGUAGUACUCCUGUCGCAGCGGAGACCAUGUCGAACGGCAAGAAAGGUAAAAAGGGAAAGAAGGAUGUAAUUGAACCUGAACCCGAUUCAAAAGAAGCAAAGAAGGCUAAACAACAGGCUCAUAGAGCAAAAGUUACCUCUACAGCUAGUUGGACAGGCAAAUUGCCUCACACUUUACUUCAUGAGUUCUGUCAAAAAAGAAAAUGGAACAAGGUUGAUUAUGACAUGAAGAAGAUCGGUGACAAAGGAAUGCUAGCCAUUGCAGUGUUAGCGUAUACUGAUCCAAAAACUAAGGAAGUUCUCACUGUUCGUAUGAAUGAUCCUACUUAUGAUAAAACUAAUAACAAAGGUGUAAUGAUACCCCAGGAGACACCCGCUGAAGCUAGACAUAUUGCCGCAACUGUUGCUUUGUGUCGUAUUGCUUAUAAUACAAACAUGCAAAUGAUGCUUCCACCAAAUCAUAAAACUGUAUGGUACGCAUUGGAUGAUUAUAGAAAAGAGCUUAUUAAAAGUAAUCCUAAACGUGGAGAGAGAUUGUUUGAUACAGACCCAUUCACUACUAUACUAGAGGAUAGGAAGUUGGAAAAACAGAGAGAGAAGGAAAGAAAUGCAAAACAAAACCAAGCUGAGAAGACAGAAGUAGAAACUGUAGUGAUAUCAUCAACUAAUUUGGUAUCGUCAAAGAAGAAGAAUUCUAGGGUUGAAAAGAAGAUUCAUCCAAAGAUACAAGAGAGACCGCUUGUUAGCUUCCCAAAGAAAGUUUGGGAAAAUGCAACUUUCAUCGACCUUGAAGAAUCAUCCAGACAACUCAUUGAGAAAUUUACUAAAUAUAACAUUGACUGGAGUCUUAGAAAGAGACCUUCAGAGUCGUCUCAAAUAACAGAUGCAGAAAGAUCCUCAUUGAAAGACAGAUUACUUUCAUUAAAAUUUAGGGAACCACAUGUAUUGGAGGCUAUGAAUUACUCAGAUCCACUUUCAUUCUUGUUAUUUAACUUACCAGAAGAUGAUUUACCGCCAUUCUUUCAUAAGAGGACUGAAGAUUCCAGGAAUAAGAUAGAAAUAUCUUUGUUACCGUUGGUUACUAGAAUCAUGGUAGAAAAAUUGACAGAGAUCGGUGUUUCUAAUGAAGAAGCUUUAUAUGCUCUUCAAGAAAAUAAUAUGAAUGAAGCUAAGGCGGCUGGUUUACUUACCCAAAAUAUUGAUCCUAAUGUUGUUAUUAACCAAUCGUUCAACAUUACUGAAGAAGAAUCGGAAGAGUUAUGGUCUGAAGAAAUAGGAAGUUUGAAAUCGAUAUAUGAGGACCGUUGCGAAAUUAUAAAUCCUUCCUGCUUUUUGAUUGGCCUGGAAGAAAAGUUAAAAUUAAAAAUCAAAAUUUAUAGAUCUGAAGGUUAUCCUUAUACAUUACCGGGUAUUAUUGUGUCUACAUUUGAUAAGAAAAUCAAAUUACCUAAUUAUAUUAAGAAAAAUAUUCUGACUCAACUGUUGAACUAUAUCAAACAAUCAGGUAUGUUAGGUGAUAUGUUGAUAUAUAAUAUCAUGGAAUGGUUAGACGAAAAUGUGGAGCACAUAAUAAACAAUCCUGGUGCUUUGUUAACUGCAGAAGAUAUAGCAAAAUCAUCCCAGACCAAUUUAAGAGAUUUAGUUUCAUCAAAAAACGGGAAAUCGCAGAAUAAUAGAGCUCGUAGAUCUAAUGGAUUAUCUUCAGAACACAUCCAGAAAUUAAAAGAUGAAUUUUUGAAUAGAAUAACAACCGCAGGUUAUAAAUCAAUGCAAACUGUAAGGGCUUCCCUUCCUGCAUGGAAUAAACAAAAGCAGAUCGUCGAACUUAUAGAAAAUCAUGAUGUUGUACUUAUUACAGGUGAAACCGGUUCUGGUAAAUCCACACAGGUAGUUCAAUUUCUUCUUGAUAAUAUAAUUAAUAAUGAAAAGACAACUACUCUGCUUUGUACCCAGCCAAGAAGAAUUUCAGCUAUUGGUUUGGCAGAACGUGUUUCAGAUGAACGUUGUACAGACUGUGGUGAUGAAGUUGGUUACAUAAUUAGAGGGGUGAACAAAACCUCUAGGAAUACGAGAAUCAAGUUUAUGACAACAGGUGUUUUGGUGAGAAUCCUUCAAGGGGAGAAGACUUUCCUGAAUAAUUCUAUUGUUGUGAUAGAUGAAGUUCACGAAAGAUCGAUUGACACUGACCUAAUUGUUUCCUUGUUAAAAAAUUUGGUUGGUAAAGUCAAAAAUAUGAAGAUCGUUCUAAUGAGUGCUACUGUUAAUGUGGAUCUGUUUAAGAAAUUCUUUCCUGGUUUAGGUACUAUUCAUAUUGAAGGUAGAACAUUCCCAAUUAAGGAUUAUUUUUUAGAUGAUAUUCUUGAACAAUUGGACUUUAAAAUUAAGAAAAAUGAAAGGAACAGAUUUUAUGACGAUGCUGGCAUAGAUGAUAACAAUGAAGACAACUUCUUGCAUCCAGGUGCAGAUUCUAGGUUUUUCAAAAGUGGUCAAAUUAAUUACGAUUUAGUAUGCCAAGUUGCGUCUUAUGUUGAUCAACAACUGAGCAAAGAACACAAUGAUGGGUCUAUAAUUAUUUUUCUACCUGGUGUAUCAGAAAUCAAUAAAACAUGUCGUAUGAUAUCGGAUAAUGAUGAUUCAAAUAGGUUCGUUGUUCUUCCAUUGCACUCGGCGUUGACGCCAGAGGACCAGAAACGUGUUUUCAAAAGAUACGGCCGCAAAAGGAAGAUUGUAGUUUCUACUAAUAUAGCCGAAACAUCUAUCACUAUCGAUGACUGUGUGGCGACAAUUGACUCCGGUAAAGCAAAGACUAUGUAUUAUAAUGCCAGAGAUAACACGUCUAGGUUACUAGAAUCUUUCAUUUCUAAGGCUGAAGUAAAACAACGUCGUGGUCGUGCUGGUAGAGUUAGGGAAGGUGUUUCUUAUAAAUUAUUUUCUAAAGCCACUUAUGAAGAGAUGGUUUCGAUGCCAGCUCCAGAGAUUAAGAGAAUCGCGCUAGAAUCUUUAUACUUAUCUGUGAAGGCGAUGGGGAUUAAAAACGUAACCUCAUUCUUAGCUAACGGUCUAGAGGCUCCUCCAGGUCUCGCACUUGAGAAGGCUGAAAAUCUGUUAAUGACAAUAGGUUUACUAGAUGGCGAAUCCAAAUCUUUAACAGAACUUGGUAAGUUUAUAUCGUUGAUUCCGGUUAUGGAUAUCAAGUACGGGAAACUUUUAAUAUACAGCAUUAUAUUUGGUUUGACAGAUACUGGUGUCCUAGCUGCCUCUAUUCUUAGUGAAGGUGUCCUACCAUUCGUAGGUGGUAUUGAAAAUAGAGAUGCUGUUCGUGAUAUCCUGUCAAGUUAUAAAUCGAAAGGUGACUUAUUAGCGACUAUUCAUGUAUUCGAGGAAUACCUUGCUCUUUCUGAUUCCAAGAGCAGAUCUAAAUAUAUGAAAGAAAAUUUAUUAUCAUACAAUAAAGUUAACAGUAUCCUUUCUACCAGAACUCAAUAUUACUCUAACUUGAAAGAUAUUGGAUUUAUACCAAUGGGUUAUAAACCGGAUACUAGAAAUCAAUUUAAUAGAAAUAACGGAAACUUUAAGAUUUUUGCAUCUAUUUUGACAGGUGCCUUUUAUCCAAACAUUGCUCGAAUUCAAUUACCAAGUCCAAAAUUUUUUGAAACAAGUGCAGGUGCAAUUGAAAAGGACCCAGAGGCCAAACAAAUUAAAUAUUGGAUUAGAAAUGAACAAUAUGUUGAUGAAUUACAGAAGUUAGAAAAUGAAAAGCAUAAAGGGAAGUUAGACUCGGAAUCUCUACCUCUGCCGGCUACGCGUGCCUUCUUGCAUCCUUCAUCUGUCUUAUUCUCGUCAAAGGGUCCAGAUAGUGAAGAUAUGAAGGCUUUAACUAUAGUUGACGGCCCUUCAGAUAAACACAGUACACAAGAUCCUCUUCUAAAGUAUCCAUUUGUUGUAUUUAAUUCUUCACAAGUUACCAGUAAGUUAUUCUUAAGAGACAUAACUCCAACAACUACACUAUCAUUACUUUUGUUUGGUGGCCCAAUUAGUUACGAUGUAAGUGGUGACCAACAUUCUCCUGGUAUAGUUGUAGAUAGCUGGCUUCCUAUUCGUACAUGGUGCAAGAAUGGUGUGCUCAUAAAGGAGUUGAGGAUGUUAGUAGACUUGUCGAUAAAACAACAAUUGGACAAUCCAAGUUAUGCAAAUAUUGACAAUAAAGAUAGUGACGGAUAUACCAUUCUAAAUAUGGUCGAGAAGGUUAUUGAAAAUGAGUAG